Molecule: messenger RNA, 1296 nt
Organism: Scophthalmus maximus (turbot)
Lineage: Eukaryota; Metazoa; Chordata; Actinopteri; Pleuronectiformes; Scophthalmidae
Product: zona pellucida sperm-binding protein 3-like
Exons: 9
Coding region: 18-1235 (405 amino acids)
Biological process (GO): binding of sperm to zona pellucida; egg coat formation; positive regulation of acrosome reaction
Cellular component (GO): extracellular matrix
Molecular function (GO): acrosin binding
Source: RefSeq, a predicted model, not a curated record
AACAAAGAAAAAACGAAAUGAGAGGUGAACACGGCAACAAGAUGACGACCAUCAGCGUGCUUCUCUGGCUGUUCUGCGGCGCUUUAGCAGCAGUGGCAGCUCGGGAGCUGAGCUGGAACAUGAUGUCUGGAGCCGGCAGUUUCGGAGCUCAGGGACCGGAUCCACCAGCAGAUGUCCAACAGGAGAAGCAGUCUUUCAACCAACCGAUGUCCUGGAGGUUUCCUGACCCGCCAGCUGAGGAGGAGCCUCACUUUCCUCCGGAUUUCGAGCUGAAGACUCCGGAGGCGGCCGACAGCGUCAGCGCCGUCUGUGGCGUGGACUCUGUGCGAGUGGAAGCCAAGAAGGACCUGUUGGGGAUCGGUAAACCGGUCCUGCCUGCAGACGUCGCGCUGGGAGGGUGUCCCGCCACGGGGGAGGACCCUGACACUCAGGUCCUGGUCUUUGAGUCGGAGCUGCAUGGAUGUGGCAGCCAGCUGCUGAUGUCCGAGGACUCGUUUGUCUACGUCUUCACGCUGACCUACACGCCCAGUCCUCUGGGAAACAGUCCAAUCGUCCGCACCAGAGAAGUCUCUGUCAGCAUCCAGUGUCACUACCAGAGGAAGCAUGGUGUGAGCAGUGGGCAUAUGGUGCCAACCUGGAAUCCGUACAGUGUCACCGAAUCUUCAGAGGAAAGUCUCUACUUCUCCAUCAGACUCAUGACUGACGAUUGGCAGUUUCCUCGUCCAUCCGCCCAGUACCUGCUGGGAGACAUGAUGAAGUUAGAAAUUUCAGUCAAACAGUUUCACCACCUCCCCCUCAGAGUGCUGGUGGACAGCUGCGUGGCCACCGUGAUCCAAAACGUAGACACCGUCCCUCGAUACAACUUCCUGGGAAACAAAGGGUGUCUGUUAGACAGCCAGCUGACGGGCUCCAGCUCUCAGUUCCUGCCUCGGACUCAGGACGACAAACUGCAGUUUGAACUGGAGGCGUUCAGGUUCCAGCAGGAUCACAGCGGCGUGAUCUUCAUCACCUGCAAUCUGAGGGCCACCACCGCGGCUGCAGCCGUCGAUGCCACCAACAAGGCCUGUUCCUUCUCCAACGGGUGGUCAGAGGCCAGUGGCGGGCACCGAGCCUGUUCCUGCUGUGAAACGGACUGUGGGACAGGAAGCCAGAGUCCCGUGACCAAAAUGGGGCCUCUGUGGGAACAGGAAACUGCUGUUGGACCGAUCGUGGUGGAGGAGAGACCCCUACGCUGAGAAAUGAACCAACAAACCACUUGUAUUAAAUGAAUGGGAAUAAAACUCAUGUUCUAAUAGA